AGUUAUCAUUUUGCAAUCGGCAGUCGUAGUUCGUAGCGAUCGUUACCGCUCGGGGGACAAGGUCCCACAUUUCAGUGAAAGCGUGACGUUUCGGUACUCCUUCAUUGUGCGUGGUAAACAAACAAAAAUGACAGCAAAUUGCCUAUAUAUGAGGGUAAAGCUGAUACCAAUACACAGAAUGCACAUUCGAAUUUAUUGAACACCCUGUACGUGCUGAAGGCGAAAAUGAUCAGUAAAUUCACAACUCUGAUGCCGAUCAGUAUUCUAUUGGCAGUUUUAGUCGCCAGAUUCCUAGUAGUGGUAUCAGGAUCAAAACCUCUCCCGAAUAUAAUAUUCAUCCUAGCAGAUGACCUCGGCUGGAAUGAUGUCGGAUUUCAUGGAUCGUCUCAGAUACCAACUCCGAACCUCGAUGCUCUAGCCUAUUCGGGAAUAAUUCUGAACCGUUACUACGUCACACCGAUUUGCACUCCUUCCCGGGCGGCUCUGAUGACGGGAAAGUAUCCCAUACAUACCGGAAUGCAGCAUGCCGUUCUCUAUGGAAUGGAACCAAGAGGACUGCCCCUAGAUGAGAAACUUCUUCCGGAGUACCUGAAGGAAUUGGGAUACCAGAACCAUAUCGUUGGUAAAUGGCAUCUAGGACACUACAAGCGCAAAUACACCCCGCUGCAACGAGGAUUCGAUUCACAUGUCGGAUUCUGGACCGGCCAUCACCACAUGUUCGAUCACAGUGCCAUGGAAACUGAAACCUGGGGCCUGGACAUGCGUCGUGGGUAUGAUGUGGCAUACGAUCUGCACGGUAAGUACACUACGCACGUGAUAAGGGACGAAGCCGUAGCUAGAAUCGGUAACCAUUCCCUGUCCAGCCCGUUGUUCCUGUAUUUGGCCCAUGCGGCAGUGCAUUCGGCCAAUCCGUACGAUCUGCUACCGGCACCAGAUUCCACAGUCAAUCGAAUGAAUCACAUUGAAAAUUACCCACGGCGAAAGUUUGCAGCAAUGCUUACGGAACUAGAUGAGUCGGUAGGAGCAGUUGUUCAAGCAUUGAGCAGUCGAGGUAUGUUGAACAACACGAUCAUCGUGUUUAGCUCGGACAAUGGUGGCCCAGCGGAAGGUUUCAACAAUAAUGCCGCCUCCAACUGGCCUUUGAAAGGGGUUAAGAACACACUUUGGGAAGGUGGAGUGCGGGCAGCAUCUUUUAUCUGGAGUCCCCUUCUAGCAAAGAGUAAUCGUGUAUCUCAGCAAGUCGCUCACAUUAGCGACUGGCUACCGACACUGUUGGAAGCUGUCGGUUACGAUGUGCAGAAUCUUCCAACGAACUUAGACGGCGUCAGCUUUUGGCAGCAGCUGCAGAACGGAAACCUCACUGAUCGACGUGAAAUCCUUCAUAACAUUGACGAUAUUUGGGGUAGCGCUGCUCUGACGGUUAACAACUGGAAAGUAGUGAAGGGUACUAAUUACAAUGGUCAGUGGGACAAUUGGUACGGUCCAGCUGGAGAUCGUGACAUCAAGUCGUACAAUUCAACCUCUGUCAUCAGUAGUCCUACCGGCAAGGCUUUGAGUAAAAUUCAAAUGCUCCCAUCCGAUGACGUUAUCCUACAGCUACGAAAUGAAGCAACCGUUGACUGUGAUGAUGUGAUGAAAAUCGAUUGUGACCCUUUGAAGGCACCUUGUCUGUUCGACGUGAUCCGGGACCCGUGUGAAUUCGAAAAUCUGGCGGAGAAAUUUCCAACCAUUUUAGAGAGUAUGUUGAAAAAACUCGACGCAUAUAACGCCACAGCUGUUCCACCCGGAAACAUGCCAUUGGAUUCGCGAGGAGAUCCCCGAUUCUGGAGCUAUACGUGGCACAAUUUUGGAGAUGAUCUGCAAUCAUAUCAAAUAUUGGAAAAUUAAAAACAAAAAGUAAUUUGAUUACGACUAUGUGUAUUUUUUCGUUUCGAAACGAUUC
Messenger RNA from Malaya genurostris, 1942 nucleotides. RefSeq names its product arylsulfatase B-like. The transcript is spliced from 7 exons. Bases 226 to 1887 code for a protein of 553 amino acids. The record is from RefSeq and is a predicted model, not a curated record. NCBI's taxonomy places the organism in Eukaryota, Metazoa, Arthropoda, Insecta, Diptera, Culicidae.